AUGUUUUGGAAUACCAUAUUAAAUGAAAGUAGAACAACUACACCCAUAUUAGAAUUCUUACGACAUGCAAGUAAGAAAACUGGAGGCAGUACAAAAAAUACGAGUUGUAAAGUAAAACCAAAGCGCAGAGGUUGGAAAGUACAAGAUGGUCAUUCAGUACGAUUAGGGCACAUUCUAGCUACACAGCUUACGACAAGAUUUCAUCCUGGACUUAAUGUUGGUCUUGGGAGGAAUGGAACUUUAUUUGCAAUUGAGGCCGGUAAAGUUGUUGUUACCUGUGAGAAGUUUGACCCCGACUGGGAACAUACUUGGGUCCAAAGAAUAUAUGCUGGACGAGAAAAUCAAACAAUAUUUAAGAAAUAUUUUAAUGUCAUACCUGAACCCCAGCAUACAAGAUUUAAACUAGUUGAUGAAGUU
Messenger RNA from Brenthis ino (lesser marbled fritillary), 417 nucleotides. The record is from the annotation of a GenBank genome assembly. Lineage: Eukaryota; Metazoa; Arthropoda; Insecta; Lepidoptera; Nymphalidae.